AAAAAAAAUCAGUGAUUCACAAGUUUGUUACGACGCUAGCAUUUUCAUGCUAAAAGAUGGAAAUUCAAAUAGUGUGUGCCAUAUUUUUGACAACAACCGUAUGGUUUGAAAAUGUACUCUCUUUCCCGAUGUCGUCGAUCUGGUGUCCGCUGGGCAGAUACCCAGCUGAAGGCGGACAGUGUAAAAUCUGCUAUGAAAAUUGUGGGGAAGAGGGAUGUUCGGGUCCGGGUUCGCAUCUAGGACAAGGAGGCUGCAACUCGUGUUGGCUUGGAAUCCAGCGCCACAGAGGCCAAGUUCAAUGCAUGUCUCCGUUCAAAGCCUGUCCUGACGGGUUCUAUCGGAAGUCUACUUCACACAACGGGCAACCUGUUACUGUCUGUACUCCAUGCCAUCCCCUGUGUAAGACAUGUUCCGGUGCCGGCAUAUCAAGCUGCCUCUCUUGUCGCUUCUUCCGAUGGGAUGGACUCUGUGUACGCGCAUGUCCAUUGGGCUCGGUGAUACGUCACGGAUCAGUACGCACCUGUAUGAUCACCGGGGCCACCUAUACCGGAAGAUCAAGUUCCAGAAACUCGUUUUAUUUGGUGCCGUACAGAGACAGAUUUCGACAAGGUCCUUAAACAUUGGACACAUUUCAUAAAUAUUCGACAAAGUCGUUUAACCUGCGACAAGUUUCAUAACCAUUCGACAUGGUCCUGAGACCUAAAACAAUCGACAAGAACCUGUUCCCUUAAACAUUCGACAUGGUCCUGAGACCUUAAACAUUCGACAAGAACCUGUUCCCUUAAACAUUCGACAUGGUCCUGAGACCUAAACCAAUCGACAAGAACCUGUUCCCUUAAACAUUCGACAUGGUCCUGAGACCUUAAACAUUCGACAAGGUCCUUAAACAUUGGACCGACUGUAGAAAAGGACAACAGUUGAGCAUAACAGUGUACAUGUUUAACUUCUAUAUUGUAUACUUAUGACAACCUGUGUCACAGGGUUAUUGACCACAACAAGUGGCUAUAUUUGUCACGCAUGACUAUCAUGUUAAUUUGUAGAGCCGUCAAGAUAGGCUCAAACUCAAGGCACAUAUGGUUACCUCAAACCACUUGAUUCAGUCGUAUAUAGUUUAUUGUUUCACAAUUAUGAGUCGUAAUUUUCGACGAAUUGUGCAUUUUGUAAUGCUACAGUAACUUGGCAUAACGUAUGGCAUAAUUUGCCAUGAAACAAAAUUUGGAUCCUACAAGUUCCUACAUGAUCCAUUAUACACGAUCCUUCAUCAUUCGAGAUCAUCCGCCUUAAAUGAUCCAACAUGACCCAUUCGAAAUGAUCAAACAUGAAUCUAUCCUACUAAACCUCACAUGAUCCAUCAUACAUGUAAAUGAUCAAAAUCGAUCCAAUCUACACGAUCAAUCCUACAUAAUCCACUCUAUAUGAUUCUACAUGAUCCCACAUGAUCCAUCCUGUAUACCAUAUCAGAUCGUACAUUAUUCAUCCUAUAUUGUCAUAUAGGAUCCUUCACAAUCCAUCCUAUAUCAUCAUACCAGAUCCUACAUGAUCCAUCCUACAUUGUCAUAUAGGAUCCUUCACAAUCCACCCUAUAUCAUCAUACCAGAUCCUACAUGAUCCAUCCUGUAUACCAUACCAGAUCCUACAUGAUCCAUCCUACAUUGUCAUAUAGGAUCCUUCACAAUCCACCCUAUAUCAUCAUACCAGAUCCUACAUGAUCCAUCCUGUAUACCAUACCAGAUCCUACAUGAUCCAUCCUACAUUGUCAUAUUGGAUCCUUCACAAACCAUCCUAUAUCAUUAUACCAGAUCCUACAUAAUCAAUCUCACAUGAUCAUAUAGGAUCCUACAUGAUCCAUCAUACAUGAUCAUAUCAUAUCCUAUAUUAUCCAUCCUACAUUAUCAUACAGGAUCCUUCAUGAUCCAUCUAACAUGCUCCUACCUGAUUCACUCUACACGAUCUUACGUGAACUAAACUGAUUCAUCCUGCAUUGUUCUACAUUAUUCUAUAUUAUCCUGCAUAGGAUAUACCACUCUAGAACGAUAUCUUUAUUGAGUAAAUAGUAUAAGUUUAACUGUCAUCAGACACAUUGUAUACCCUGAGUGGUUGGAGAUCAUAUGACAAAGCAGGUUUAAAAGAUAUUUUUCAGUCGGACAUGAGGUAGAAAUGAGAACCAUAACGUUUUUAAUAUCCUUAAAAUGAACGAUGCUAGGAAUUCAAGGGCACGAUGACAACAUAAGACUAUGCAAUCGUAACACCUCGGCCAUCUCCGGUAAACUUCGUGAUAUACCUCGUAAAUAGGUUACAAUAUAUAUGUAUAUGACAAGCCGAUAAGUGAUCAUGUGAUAGGAGCCGGCAUUACUCUGAGUAGACCAAUUCGAUAACGUUAAACAAUGUACUGAAAUUCGUGUCGUAAGAACGCUUUGGAGAAAAUGAACUUACAGGACUGGUAUUGUGUCACUUAUUUUCCAUCCUAAAACAUUAAUUAUGUCCCUUAACGGUUGAAAACUCUUUCAAUACGUUUUUAAAUUAGGAGGCGCCAUUAUGGACUGUUUACAGACCUGUGUUAUGUUCGAGAACUGUUGGAUAAUGGCCGAGGUAUUCCGAAUACACUAUUCAACAACUCAAGCGAUAAAGUGGGACGAGAAAAGUUUUUUUUAACAUAAUUGCCACACUUUCAUCUAAAAUACAGGAUGAUUUUAAUAAGCAUCUGCCUACGUACAUUUACUCUCUUUGCGCCCACCACACAUUUUCUUUCGUCCUGUUGCACAGCUUCGUGGUAAAUAAAGUUGUGGAAAUCGAUUCUGUCCGGCUGAAAAAUGUCUAAACUAUCCACGAAAUGUCUAACGUUUAAAGUAAGUGGUAUGCUUACCGUGGUGAUAUUGGAUAACAACAAGACUUACAAUAGAACUAUUGGUUUCCUAAAAUUGGUAUGUAUGUAUAUACUAUUUAAAAAAAUGCUUUUAUUUACUUUCUGUAAAAAGAACUAGACAUGUGUAUUCAAAGUUUUGCAUUUUUUUGUACUUUUUUAAUUAAAAAUGCAUUAAAGUCCUAAAGAACAAUAUAAAAAAUGCAAUUAUACAUAGAACAAUCAAACGGAAGGACGGAUGGACGGACGCAGCAGCAAAAGAUUGUAUGGGAGAAUGCACGCACGCACGAACGAACGAGCGAAUGAAUGAAAAUACGAAUGAAUGAAU
Mya arenaria is the source of this 3188-nucleotide messenger RNA. Its product is annotated as epidermal growth factor receptor-like. The transcript is spliced from 4 exons. The record is from RefSeq and is a predicted model, not a curated record. NCBI's taxonomy places the organism in Eukaryota, Metazoa, Mollusca, Bivalvia, Myida, Myidae. The coding region runs from base 57 to 617 and encodes 186 amino acids.